AAUUACGUCAUAUGGAGCCGAGAGAAAACGUUUUUAGAAGCGUUAAAAGCAGUAUUGUGAUCUCAUAUAGAAGAACAUGCAGACCAUUUUGAGGAAAUGGUCUUUUGUGCUUCCUURAACCUCUGUUUUGCCUUGUUCGUGUUGUUUUUUACUAUUAUUAUAACACUUGGCUGUUGCUCGUGUUGGUUUGACUAUUAUUCUAUGACUGUGAAUCAAAAGAAGUGUAAGGACAAAGACACAUGGUAGGUGAUCUCUUGAGUGUUGUUCGGUGUGUCAGUUGAUGGUACAUAAUGGUAUWUGUUUCCAUUUAAAGCCAAGUUAAGAUUGAAGAUAGCCAACGUCUUUUGAAGUAAAGGAAGGUACUUCUCGUACAGAUUAUCCUGCAGUUGAAGAUACUCAGCUUAUAAAAUUCCCAUCUUUGUUGGCCAUGUUUACARCCUUUUUGGUUCUCCACGACAGUCAAGCACACUACCCCAUACCUUCAAAACAUGAAAUGGGCCACAAUGUCCGCGUCGGCCCCCCACAUGUCAUCAAACGUCAAGAAAUCAACCAAAAACUACGUUUUGAAGUCGUCUACGACAAUAGCAUUACAAAACUUACUCCAGAUAACAAAAAGCUUGUCACUAAGAAGUUAAUACCCGAAGCAAUCGAGUAUUUUCACAAUACACUAACUGUACGAGCGAUCACGCAGAAUAUAAAACUGCAAAGAACAUGUAAGAAUAAYGCGUACUUUUUAAAAGACGAAAAGGGCAGAAAAAUAGGUGAUAUGCAGUACUGCAAGUUGGAGUGCGUGCCAACKAAAUGUGGYCCCGUUUCUGUACCUCGAARGCAUCUAGAUAAAUGCCGGAUAUGUGACACUAAAGGAGCAGAGUGCUURGUGAUGCCCGGUGAUGAAUGGGGCGCCGGUCAKGGAGUUAAAGACAARGAUUUYAUUCUGUACGUAUCGGCUUUACAGACCCAACAUUGUGACGUGGCUAACGCCGUAGCGUACGCGUCGUACUGUCAGCAAGAGCAGGUGCACGAUAGGCCUGUAGCGGGGUUCGCCAAUCUCUGUCCAGAUAGACUUGAUCCAGAUCCCAGACACUACUCAAAUCUUAUAUCAACUGUAAAACAUGAGAUUUAUCACGCACUUGGGUUUAGUGCCGGGCUUUUUGCAUUCUACAGAGACAAGUUCGGUGAGCCGUAUACACCGAGAGACAAGCAUGGCCUCCCGCCGUAUAACGAAAAGUUUAAACUUUAUCAGUGGAGCGACAAGGUGGUGAAAAAAAUAGUGCGUGACAAUUGGGCUGUACGCAGAGGUCGAAUCAGUCACGCAGUACAGAUGAUUGUCACGCCAAAUGUACAGAAAGCAGUGCGUGAUCAUUUCAACUGUGAUUCRCUAGAAGGAGCAGAAAUCGAGAACCAAGGAGGUGUUGGUACGGAGUUUACCCAYUGGGARAAACGACUCUUUGAAAACGAAGCAAUGACUGGGACCUACACCCARAACCCAGUCUUUUCUCAAUUAACWCUCGCAUUAAUGGAAGAUACGGGCUGGUACAAGCCGAACUACAGUAUGGCGGACGAUUUGGACUGGGGAAGAGAUCUGGGUUGUAAAUUUGCUAAAUCAAGUUGUAAAACGUGGAUGGAGGAUCACAUAGACGACAGCGAUCAUAGAGCACAGCCGUUUUGCUUUACAGUCAAGCAAACGCCUUUGCGCAUGCGCUGUACACAUAGUAGAAUGUCAUUGGCAUUGUGUAAUCUACGUCAAUACGAGARACCUUURCCAGAGGAAUACCAAUACUUUAGCCACUUGCCUGAUAUGAAAGAAGCAUCAAAUGGCCAUAGUAGAACUUUACACAAAGAUACUUCGUCCUACGGGGGCGCUGUCGCGCUAGCAGACUAUUGCCCMUACUAUCAGAAAUUUACCUUAACCGGAAACGAUGGAAAAAGGCGGGAAACUACCUGUACGUCACGCGACAACGCUCCAUCGGAGCGCGAUAAUUAYGCACUUGAGACUUACGGUUUGAACUGUAAAUGCUUUCAGCAAGGACGCCCAUGGAUAGCCAAGAAAGGGUUAUUAACCAGGACGAUGUUAGACUGGGGCAGUGGUUGCUAYAAGUACUACUGUGAUAAUGGCCUUCACGUACGGGUCCUUAAUAAUACGUACUCAUGCGYUAAAGAAGGCCAACUAUUAAAUGUCAGCGGUUUCUUAGGCGAUUGGAGCAUCACGGGCUCACUCGUUUGUCCACAUUGUUGGGAUUUCUGUGGWGAAAGCACAGGGUGCCCGGUUUACAUAGAGGAUAGUCACGAUGGACUUAAAAAGGAGGAGAAGAGCGCUGCUACUAGUUAUGUUUUACUUGGAAAAAAUGGAGGAAUUUUCAGUAGCUUGCUAUUAGCAUUAAGCGUAAUUUUAUAUGUACUUUAAAAUUUAGCUUGGUUCGCGCUAAACCACGGUGUGUUUAGUGGUUCGUGUGCUAUUACAUGUAGGUAUUAUUUAGAGCGGAUUUCGUAUGAGUGGGAAACGGACGGUACUGUACUGUGACCGUAAUCGUACUGUAACCAAAUUCUAGUGCCCCAUUGGUUCACCAAAAUUGUGMAGGCCAGGUUCGGUAACUGUGCGGUAACCGUGUGGUAACGGUGUCCCACUCGUACGAAAUCCGCUCUACUAGCAAAAUGCAACAAUCGCUAUCCUCUAGUCUGAUACACAGCUUUUUUAUAAAAUGGUUGACGAAGUCAAUGACGGAAAAAAUGUUCCUAGAUGCAUAUAAAUUCUCCUAAUUUGACAUAAAGUUCAAAGAAAGCUGAAUUAAAUGGACUAAGAGAUUCUUAAAUUGAACUGACCAAGAUAAAAAGUCCCGAGAGAUAACUUCAUGAGUCUCUUAAUGUUGAAUUAAAUCACUACCUUCACUUUGUGCAAGAAAGUCAACUUAUCUCACUGCACUCACGAGAAAAACUUGGAACAAACCCAUGUGGGAUAGUCAUAGAAAUCACAUAUGAGCAUGCGCAAUAAUCAAAGUUACUUUGACAAUGUCCUUACACUACAUUCUACUAUGUGCUACGAAGUGAUAAAAUCAACAUUUCUGUUUUAGCGCKUACGUCRUCAGGUCUCGCUUUGCGGGAAGCAAUUGUUUUAUAAUGCAAUUUUGUAAUAAAAUGUCAGUAUUGAAAGUAAUACAGCAAUGUGAAAGCAURAAGUGAUUGCAGGCAAUAGUGCUAAAAUACUAGCUGUAAAAAAAACUGAUACAUAUUUGAUUAGGAAAAUCAAUAAACAACAUUAUGC
Molecule: messenger RNA, 3259 nt
Organism: Exaiptasia diaphana
Lineage: Eukaryota; Metazoa; Cnidaria; Anthozoa; Actiniaria; Aiptasiidae
Product: leishmanolysin-like peptidase
Exons: 3
Coding region: 428-2404 (658 amino acids)
Biological process (GO): cell adhesion; proteolysis
Cellular component (GO): membrane; cytoplasm
Molecular function (GO): metalloendopeptidase activity
Source: RefSeq, a predicted model, not a curated record